AUGUCGACGUUGGACAUCAAGCUAUCCCGCGUUGACCGCGUCUUCCGGCCCCAUGAAAUCGUACAAGGGCAUGUAAUCGUGCAUGCAACGAACGCGUUCAGCCACUCGGGAAUCAGCAUGAGGGUGGAAGGAAGCGCGAAGCUCCAAUUGAGCGCGAAGAGCGUCGGUCUCUUUGACGCGUUUUACAACACCGUGUCCCCUCUGGAACUCGUGUACUUUCACAUCCCGGUUGUUGGCCCCGGCAAGGUACCGGUGGGCAUUUCCAAGUUUCCGUUUGAAUUCGAACUCCAUGCCGUGGACGCAAAGCAAGGGCUUGUCGAGACGUACCAUGGCGUCUACGUGAGUGUCAAGUACGAGAUCAUUUGCGACUGCGCACGUGGGAUAAUGAAGAAAACCCUCCAUCGUACCCUGGAGUUUAUCGUGGAAGUGCCGCUGCAAAACGCGCUCCCGGACGCGCCUGAAUCAUUCAGCAUCACCCCUGACAAGCUGGAAAAUGUUCGCUUGACGACACCUCGGGGCAACAUCCCAUCAUUCCGCAUCAAGGGAAAUAUCCACAGGACAAAUUGCCCUGUCAACCUCCCAUUCACCGGCGAGAUCGUCGUGGAAUCUGCGUCAGCCCCGCUGAAGAGCAUCGAAUUGCAGCUCAUCCGAGUUGAAAGCGUCACGCAUGCGGAAGGCAUUGCGCGUGAUGCCACGGAGAUCCAAAACGUUCAAGUCGGAUGGGGCGACGUUGCUCGCCAGGUGUCCAUUCCUCUCUACAUGAUCUUUCCCCGCCUCUUUACAUGUCCUUCCAUGCUCACACCAGCCUUCAAGGUCCAGUUUGAAGUGAACGUCGUCGUCCUCUUUGACGACGGGUACAUGCUUACCGAGAACUUCCCCAUUCACUUGUACCGGUGA
Aphanomyces invadans is the source of this 897-nucleotide messenger RNA. RefSeq lists its product as hypothetical. Gene Ontology annotation, cellular component: endosome. The coding region runs from base 1 to 897 and encodes 298 amino acids. NCBI's taxonomy places the organism in Eukaryota, Oomycota, Saprolegniomycetes, Saprolegniales, Verrucalvaceae. Gene Ontology annotation, biological process: intracellular protein transport. The transcript is spliced from 7 exons. The record is from RefSeq and is a predicted model, not a curated record.